Messenger RNA from Arxiozyma heterogenica, 993 nucleotides. RefSeq names its product palmitoyltransferase PFA3 (gene PFA3). The coding region runs from base 1 to 993 and encodes 330 amino acids. The transcript has a single exon. The record is from RefSeq and is a predicted model, not a curated record. Gene Ontology annotation, molecular function: palmitoyltransferase activity. Lineage: Eukaryota; Fungi; Ascomycota; Saccharomycetes; Saccharomycetales; Saccharomycetaceae.
AUGUCAUGGGUAGCGAAGCUGAGUAAAUUAUUUCCCAAAUGCCUGACGGUCAUUUUAUUUAUAUGGACAUACCAUGUCACUUUAACGAGGGUUGUUGGUAUCCCACGGGGUAUUUUAUUCAUAUUUCUAACUUUGGGAGUUUUGAUUGCAUUAUACACUUAUUUUAAAGUUAUACAGGUUGGACCAGGAUAUCCGAUGGAUUUUUUGGAUUUAAAAGUCAAUAAUCUUCAUGAAGUAGAAUCAGGUAAUGAAUUACCACCAGUAUAUAUUUCCAGAAAAUCAAUAACGAUAAAACACAAUGGAAGAUUUAGAGUGUGUCAAAGUUGUAAGUGCUGGAAACCUGAUCGAUGCCAUCAUUGUUCCACCUGUGAAAAAUGUGUGUUGAAAAUGGAUCAUCAUUGUCCCUGGUUUGCAAGUUGUAUUGGAUUUAACAAUCAAAAAUUUUUUAUCCAGUUUCUAAUUUACACUUCAUCAUAUGCUCUGAUAGUGACAAGUCUUACUUUCUUCCAGUUAUAUAGGUGGUUCAAGGGGAAACAAUUUGAAGAAGAGAUCAUUGACCUUCAAUUAUUAUCUGCUUGGCUUGUAGGUGUUGCUGUUUCUGUGUCAGUGACAUUUUUCACUGGGUUUAGUAUAUAUCAGUUGUGCCAAAAUCAAACUACUAUAGAAACAUACAGUCUAAGACGUUAUAAAGAAGAGAUCCGUAUUUUACAUGGUGAUGUACAAUCAACAAACGAUUAUAAUCUUUUCAAUUUAGGUUCUGCCUGUGAAAAUUGGAAAGAUGUAAUGGGAACAACAUGGAAAGAAUGGUGUUUGCCAAUCUCCAAGAUCAGACCGCAAACCUGCAUAAAUACACUCGACAAUAAAGGUUUGUAUUUUAAAAUCAAUAAUCUCAAAAAUAAUCAACUUCUAGAAAGUGCAGAAUUACAAGACAGACUACUUAGAAGAGUGACUCCUAAAUCUUCAUUAGAUGUUGAGAGGCCACUAAUUAAUUAA